Polyodon spathula (Mississippi paddlefish) is the source of this 2050-nucleotide messenger RNA. Its product is annotated as E3 ubiquitin-protein ligase RNF149-like. Lineage: Eukaryota; Metazoa; Chordata; Actinopteri; Acipenseriformes; Polyodontidae. The record is from RefSeq and is a predicted model, not a curated record. Bases 534 to 1802 code for a protein of 422 amino acids. The transcript is spliced from 7 exons.
CAGUGAAAUGUGAUCCAACGACAGCAGGGGGUUAAAGGGAAAACGAGUAUCAUCACUACGGUCAUAACAAUAAUACAAAAACAUUGCACCUCGCUACAGCUUCGCAAAAAUACGAGGUUCGCGUUACCGAGAACACCUCACAACAGUGGAAAACAAGCUAAGGCUGGAAAGAUUAAUGGAAGCAAAAACGAAAUAUUGUUGAUUUUUAUCUGAUCCAGUCAGAUCAUUUUGUUUUGAAUCUUAAGGAAAUAACGACGUCAAAAAAAUAACGAAUCGUUGCUGUUUUUGAAAUAUUUCGUAUUUUUUGGUAAAGGAAAAAGGUUGAGCUAUAGUAUACAUACAUAUUUACGAACUGUUUAUCAAAUAAUUACUAGGUCGUUAUAACCACGGACAUACGCAGCAAGGUACGGCAGUGUGGAAAAAAACAAACAAACACAAAGGAUUUUAAAUGGUUGAAGUAAUCUCGAUGGGAGGUUGUUUUUAAUUGUCAAAACAUUUUCUCUUUUACAAAGCUUAAGUAAAGAGGCAAGGCCAUGCGUGCUGGAUUGUCUUGUUUGUUUGCUCCAAUUUGCCCCACUACGAGGACAUCAGCAACAGCAUCAUCUUUUCUGUCAUGGCCGCACUGGAGGUAUUGUGUGACUUUUUUAUAUCUUUUGCAGUUUCAGUUCCAACAGUUGUCCUGCCGGUCCAUGGAAUGGCACACAGCAUUCGUCACCACGACAUACCUGGAUCCAGCCACCAACCUGACUGUCACAGAAAACACGGAAAGUGGCAGGUAUGGGGACAGUUCCCCCAAGGAUAGCGUCGAUGGUCAUGUGGGGAUCCCCAGAACUGUAAAGGACACGGAGGGCUGUGACCCUAACGCCGAAUACUAUUUACCAACCCGAGCUGGCUCACUCGCUACAGAACCGUGGAUUGCACUGGUUGCCAGAGGCAAUUGUACGUUCAAGGACAAAGUAUUGAAUGCAGCUAGGAAAAAUGCAGCCGCAGUGGUCAUCUACAAUGAAGCAAAGUACGGCAACACCACCAUCCCUAUGUCCCAUAUUGGGACUGGAAACACAGUGGUCGUUAUGGUUGGCUACCCGAAGGGGAUUGAGAUUUUAGAGCUGGUCCGCAGAGGAAUCCCAGUCAAAAUGUCCAUAGCUGUGGGCACCCGCCAUGUACAGGAGUUUUUGAGUGGUCAGUCUGUUGUGUUUGUGACCAUCGCCUUCAUUGCAAUGAUGAUCAUCUCUUUGGCUUGGCUUAUCUUCUACUACAUACAGAGAUAUCUGUAUGCUGGAACGCAGUUUGGAAACCAGAACAAUAGAAAGGAGACUAAAAAAGCCAUAAGUCAGCUCCAGCUGCACACUGUGAAACGAGGAGACAAGGAAAUAAACCUGGAUGCAGAGAAUUGUGCAGUGUGUAUUGAAAACUACAAACCUAAAGAUGUUGUCAGAAUUCUUCCUUGCAAACAUGUUUUCCACAGGACGUGCAUUGACCCCUGGCUACUAGAUCACAGAACAUGCCCAAUGUGUAAACUUGAUGUUAUAAAAGCCCUUGGAUAUCUGGUGGACCCUGAAGAAGCCAUUGAAGUGACAGCCCCAGAGUCUCUGCCAGAUAGUGUGACUAUCAGGAGCCUGAGUGUUUCCCUACAGGGUGAUGCAGACAAUGAAGCCAGCAGCAGCAGUGCCCCUUCUCACCAGACCCUGCAGGAUGACAGCGGGGCUGUGGAAGAAGCUGGAGAAUCAGUAGCUCUCCUUGAUGACAAUCAGAAGUGUGAGGAGAACAGAGAAAAGACUCCUGAUCCUGAUGACAUCUCUUGAACAACAACAAAGGACACACAAAGACUUUGCUUCAAACCCAUUUCCUUGCUACUCAAAUCAUGGACCUUCCUUACAAUCCUGAUCUGAGACUUGCUUAGAUGUUAAGAGCUCCAAAUAAUAUAUAAGAAUAUAUUUUAUGUAAUGCCACAUAUUAAGAAGAAAUGAUAGAUGUUUAACUACAGCUAUGGCCAAAAGUUUGGCACCACAUAGAAUUUUAGGAUUUAGGAAAACAAAAAACAAAAAAACAA